Molecule: messenger RNA, 1981 nt
Organism: Neogale vison (American mink)
Lineage: Eukaryota; Metazoa; Chordata; Mammalia; Carnivora; Mustelidae
Gene: FEZ1
Product: fasciculation and elongation protein zeta 1
Exons: 10
Coding region: 334-1659 (441 amino acids)
Cellular component (GO): cytoplasm; axon
Source: RefSeq, a predicted model, not a curated record
GAGAGACAUUGAGAGAGAAGGGAGGCGCGGCGCGGGCUGGGGACUGGGGGAACCGGGAAGGUUGCCCGAUGGUGUGGGGCAGUGGGACUGUACCUGAUCCCUGGACCGUUAUCCGGCCCGGCUACUCUUAAAACGCCCCCGAGUCAUCUACGCCCCUAAGAGCCUGACCCCGCACCCGCCCGUGCCCCUCCCUGGGGUGUCGAGCCCGUCCCCCGGACCAUGCAUUCCUGCAGUGUCAGAACCGCUGGCAGCUGCCGCAGACGCUGCGGGAGCGAUUGUUUUACUACGGAACAGAUCAACUGAGAGUUGCUGUUGUCCUCUUGCUGGGCAAGAAUGGAGGCCCCGCUGGUGAGUCUGGAUGAAGAGUUCGAGGACCUUCGGCCCUGCUGCUCAGACAACCAGGAGGAGAAACCACAGUGUUUCUACGGCUCAUCUCCCCACCAUCUAGAGGACCCCUCCCUCUCUGAGCUGGAGAAUUUUUCUUCUGAAAUAAUCAGCUUCAAGUCCAUGGAGGACCUCGUGAAUGAAUUUGAUGAGAAGCUCAAUGUCUGCUUUCGGAACUACAACGCCAAGACAGAGACCCUGGCUCCCGUGAAGAACCAGUUCCAGAUCCAGGAGGAGGAGGAGACCUUGCAGGACGAGGAGGUUUGGGAUGCUCUGACAGACAAUUACAUCCCUUCACUCUCAGAAGACUGGAGGGACCCAAACAUGGAGGCUCUGAACGGCAACAGCUCUGACACGGAGAUCCAUGAGAAAGAAGAGGAAGAGUUCAAUGAGAAGAGUGAACAUGAUUCUGGUAUCAAUGAGGAGCCUCUACUCACAGCAGAUCAGGUGAUUGAGGAGAUCGAGGAAAUGAUGCAGAACUCCCCAGACCCUGAGGAAGAAGAGGAGGUCCUGGAAGAGGAGGAUGAGGGAGAAACCUCCUCCCAGGCAGACUCGGUCCUCCUGCAGGAGAUGCAGGCCUUGACCCAGACCUUCAACAACAACUGGUCCUACGAAGGUCUAAGGCACAUGUCUGGGUCGGAGCUGACUGAGCUGCUGGACCAGGUGGAGGGCGCCAUCCGGGACUUCUCGGAGGAGCUGGUGCAGCAGCUGGCCCGCCGGGACGAGCUGGAGUUCGAGAAGGAAGUGAAGAACUCCUUCAUCACGGUGCUUAUCGAGGUUCAGAACAAGCAGAAGGAGCAGCGAGAACUGAUGAAGAAGAGGCGGAAAGAGAAAGGUCUGAGCCUGCAGAGCAGCCGGAUAGAGAAGGGAAACCAAAUGCCUCUCAAGCGUUUCAGCAUGGAAGGCAUCUCCAACAUUCUGCAGAGCGGUAUCCGCCAGACCUUCGGCUCCUCAGGGACGGACAAACAGUAUCUGAACACGGUCAUCCCUUAUGAGAAGAAGGCCUUGCCCCCGUCAGUGGAAGAUCUCCAGAUGCUGACAAACAUUCUCUUUGCCAUGAAGGAGGAUAAUGAGAAGGUGCCCACUUUGCUAACGGACUACAUUUUAAAAGGAGGCCUGAGAAGGGGAUUCCUUCUCCCUGGAGGCACCAGAGCGACUCCACAUUGGAGCUGCGGAACCAGCACGAGCCUGACUGUGAAAGUUCUGGAGAGUUCAGGCUAUUUCGUAGGGAAAAAACAGAGCCCGGGGCUACAUUUUCUGGUCUCAGCUGCUUGAAAUCAUGCCUAGCUACAUCCUUUCCCGACUUUUGUUUCAUCUUUUAUUAAGGGAGCUGUUAACAUCCAUAAAAGCCGAGUGACGAGAAUAAUGAACUCUCAUGUACUUGUCCUGCUUCAGCGACCGUGGAUUCAUGGCCUGUCUUGUUCACUCACACCCCUACCCAGCUUCUCCCCUCCGUAUGAUUUUGAAGCAAAUCCAAACCAUCAGUUUUCUUAAUCUCUAAGUAUUUCAGUGUACAUUUCUAAAACAUAAAGACUCUUUUCGAAAACCUAACCACAAUAUUGUUAUCACAACUAGAAAAAUAAAAAAAGUCUCAAUA